GGUUGCUCUGGCAGCAUCGUGUCAGUCGGGGGCCAGAUCCCCAACAACCUGGCCGUCCCGCUGCACCUCAGUGGGGUGAAGAUUCUGGGGACAAGCCCCCUACAGAUCGACCGCGCCGAGGAACGCUCCGUCUUCUCCCAGAUACUAGAUGACCUCGAGGUGGCCCAAGCUCCAUGGAGGGCCCUCAGCUCCCUGGAAGAUGCCCUUUCCUUCGCUGACCAGGUGGGCUAUCCCUGUCUGCUGCGGCCCUCCUAUGUUCUCAGCGGCUCGGCGAUGAACGUUGUGUACGGAGAGGAGGAGAUGAAACGCUUCUUGGAGGAAGCCACUCAGGUGUCCCAGGAGCAUCCAGUGGUCAUCACCAAAUUCAUCUGUGGUGCCAGGGAGGUGGAGAUGGACGCUGUGGCCAGAGACGGCAAGGUUCUGGUCCAUGCCAUAACAGAGCAUGUGGAGGAUGCGGGGGUGCACUCAGGAGAUGCUACUCUGAUGCUACCAACUCAGACCAUUAGCCAGGGGGCGCUAGAAAAGGUUAAGUUUGCUACCCAGAAAAUUGCGAAAGCAUUUGAAAUUUCGGGCCCCUUCAACACUCAGUUUCUGGUGAAAGGCAAUGAUGUCAUGGUGAUAGAGUGUAAUCUGCGGGCGUCGCGCUCUUUCCCUUUUGUAUCAAAAACAAUCGGCGUGGACUUUAUCAAUGUGGCAACCAAAGUGAUGGUGGGAGAGCCUUUAGAUGAGGCCAGCUUGCCCUCGCUGGAGAGACCCAUCAUCCCCCUAGACUAUGUUGGCAUCAAGGCACCCAUGUUCUCCUGGCCGCGGCUGAGGGAGGCAGACCCAGUGCUUCGCUGUGAGAUGGCCUCCACUGGAGAAGUUGCUUGUUUUGGAUCAAACAUUUAUUCAGCCUUCCUGAAGGCUAUGCUCUCAACAGGAUUCAAGCUUCCGCAGAAGGGCAUCCUGCUUGGGAUUCAG
This is a messenger RNA of Notothenia coriiceps (black rockcod), 960 nucleotides long. RefSeq names its product carbamoyl-phosphate synthase [ammonia], mitochondrial-like. The record is from RefSeq and is a predicted model, not a curated record. Gene Ontology annotation, biological process: L-glutamine metabolic process. Gene Ontology annotation, molecular function: metal ion binding; carbamoyl-phosphate synthase (glutamine-hydrolyzing) activity; ATP binding. The annotation marks the transcript as partial. Gene Ontology annotation, cellular component: cytoplasm. The transcript is spliced from 9 exons. NCBI's taxonomy places the organism in Eukaryota, Metazoa, Chordata, Actinopteri, Perciformes, Nototheniidae.